Molecule: messenger RNA, 3244 nt
Organism: Dreissena polymorpha
Lineage: Eukaryota; Metazoa; Mollusca; Bivalvia; Myida; Dreissenidae
Product: neutral and basic amino acid transport protein rBAT-like
Exons: 11
Coding region: 146-2140 (664 amino acids)
Biological process (GO): carbohydrate metabolic process
Source: RefSeq, a predicted model, not a curated record
GCAGUUUGAAAGUAAAACCUAGCCACACCGUCAACCUACCUUACUUAAGAUAAAUAGCGUUUAUACUGACAUAAAUUUACAUUCGCCUUACAAACACUGCAAGUUUUAAUCGAGAAGGAUCGAUAUUUAAACAGCAACCCUUGUCAUGAGUAAAUCGGGUGUUUACCUGGUGUCCAGCACACCAGUGGAUGCAGACAGGGGAACCAAGCCAGGGUACGACAGCACAUCAGUAGAUGCACACAAGAGAAACCAUCAAGUUUACGACAACUCGGUAUUCACGAAUAGCGAAGAAAAGGUCACCUAUAGUGAGGCCAAUGGCAGCGUACUUGAGUUUGAGAAGGUCAGGCCGAGCAAACCGUACCGAGGAAUGGGCAAGGAAGACCUGCUGUACUUCUCCUCACAGCCAUUUUGGAGGCGACUGCGCAUGAUCUGUGUAGCGAUCGUUCUGAUUGGCUGGGUGGCUCUGAUAAUCACCGUAGCGGCCCUGGUGCUAGCGUAUCCAAGGUGCCGCGAGGCGCCGUCUAGGUCAUGGUGGCAAGCGGAAGCAGUAUAUCGAGUCUAUGUGCCAAGCUUUAAAGACAGCAAUGGUGAUGGUAUCGGAGACUUAAAAGGUAUCGAAUCCAAGCUGGACUAUAUCAAGGACCAAGGCUUCGGUGUGAUCUCGUUGAGCCCCAUCUACGCGACAGCCAAUACUGAGUCGAACCCAACCAUCAACGCGUUUCGCGCCGGAAACGACCUAGCCGUCACGGACCACAAGGCGGUAGGCGGCGUCUACGGAACUCUGGGUGACAUUGACUCUCUUGUGGCCGCCGUCCACGACAGGGGGAUGUACCUGGUACUAGACUUCAUCCCGGGAGUCACGGGCACGACGCAUGCGUGGUUCAGUGAGUCGCGAAAUAACGGCAGCGAGAGAAGGAACUUCUACGUAUGGGCCGGCAAGGCAAGCGACGCUGACCCACCUAAUAACUGGAAAAGCCAUUUUGGUAUACCAGCGUGGACGAAGGAUUCUACCAGACAACAGUUUUACCUACACCAGUUCGCAUCGGAUACGCCUGAUCUGAACUUGCGCAGUGCCGCGGUGCGGGAAGAAUUGGAGGACAUACUGACAUUCUGGCUAGACAGAGAUAUAGACGGGUUCAACAUUCGAGACCCUGGCUUCAUUUUUGAAGACUUCGAUCUUAGGAACAACACCGUCAAACCAGGCAUCACAUCACCGGGGAAUGCCUAUACCGACUACGAUCCGAUUCAUACUAGCGGUCAACCGGAAGUGUACGGACUGCUGGAGGAAUGGAGGAUGACGCUGCGAGCCCACAAUAAGACCGCAACUGAGAAGGUACUGUUGACCAAUGUUGAUGGCGCAUUGGACAUCUCUCGUAUCUACAGCUUCUGUGACCGCUCAGGAGUUCAGAUGCCUCUCAAUACUGGGUUUCUGACAACAACAAGCUGCAAUGGCGCAUGCGUCACGAAACUGGUCUCUGAUUGGAUGGGAAAGACUCCUAGCGGAAAAUGGGCAACUUGGAUGUCAGGGGGUGACAAUUACGACAGGAUAUUCACUACGUUCAACGCAAGUUACGUGGAGGCUUUCAUGACGUUAUCCUUCCUGCUACCAGGGACGCCGGUACUUUAUUACGGGGACGAAAUAGGUGCGCAGAAUAUCGGAAGUGGCAGCGCAAUGACCGCUGCCCGGAACGGCACCUCUCGGGGAAUCAUGACGUGGAACGCGAAUUCAACUCAGGAUGGAUUCUGCGACAAUUGUACAAACAUUUGGACCUCUGUCAUGUCGAGGGCUGAACAACAGCGUGGACCGACUUCGGACUAUAUUAAAGAGCUUGUCACACUGAGACGGAAAGUCUCGUUCAAGUCCGGAGAAUACUCACGAGCGCUCGUGGACGAUGACGUGUUCUCGUUCGUGCGAGAAGUCGACGGCGAACCGGGAUAUCUUGUUGCUAUUAAUUUCGGACCAAACAAAGUGUCACGUGACUUCAUUGGGUCACAUGACACAAUUUCGCCAGAGGGUGUUAUUGCGAUGACAAGGGGCACCGCCUACAGUGUUGAUGACAAGGUGAACCCAGCCAAGCUUGAAAUCGAAGCAUAUGGGGCCGUUGUCGUUUCCUGGGAUUAUGUUGCUAAGGAACUCUGACCGGAAAUGGCCUUGAGGAUUUAUAUCAGGACCUGUAUUCACCAGCCAUUUUUAGACUUAGUCUUAAAACAAAGAAUAUAUUUAAAUCUGUACUGUUUAGCGAGUAUUUGUCAGACAGCAGUGUUAACCGGACGUUUUUCUUAUUGAACGUGUUUUGUAACGCUUAAACAUAAUUGGCUUCGCCACAUAUUUACAGAUGCUUGUUUCCUUGAAGUUAACAGCAACAAUUCGUUAAAAGAAAAGUGUUGUUUUUUUUCAUUUAACAAUAUAAAUUAACAGUUUGAACUUUCUCCCUUGAACAAAGAUAUUCUUAUUUGAACUGUUUGUAUUGAUAUUGAAAAUGAAUUAUAUCUCUAUUUACACACAAAGAAAACGACAAAUAACAUCAUCAAUUUAAUGUUUUACGUUAUUUUUACCGCUCUUUAUCCAUUCACUUUAAUUAUAUAAAUGUCCGGAAAAUAAUCCUGUACAGUCGAAAAUUACCUCAUGUUAAUGACCCCCAUAUACGGCCUUCGUACAUAUACACGCGCAUCUAAACAAUUGUUUACAUGCGCUUACGAUGAGCCCAGGAUGUAUCAGUAAUUUUUUCAUGCGAUAUUCCUUAUUAUUAAGAGAGUAUUAUCAAGAAACUCGCUGACCAGUAAUGUGCUUAACCCAUUUAUGCCUAGCGUCUAGAAAAAAGGCCUUGGCAAACAGCGUAUACCCAGAUGAGACGCCGCAUGAUGCGGCGUCUCAUCUGGGUCUGCGCUGUUUGCUUAAAUGAAUUUCUGUAAGAAAUAUUCUAAAUAUACAAAUAAAUAUACUAGACAUCCCUAAUUUUGGAAAUAAAUUGAUCCAAUUUUGAAGGAUGGGAGAGUCCACUUGGCGUAAAUGGGUAAAGCUACUUAAAAGUCAAGCCUUGUAUGGCAGUUGACAUCAAUAAUUAUAAGAUUAGUCGUACCAUAUCUUUGUAGACCUUUUGUCAAUAUUGCUUUAAUAUAUAUUUUUAAAAUGCAAAUUUUGCCGACCAAUUUAAUAUAUGUUUAACUGACGUAUAAUAUUGAAAUACAAUGAGAGAUAAAUGUAUACCUUUAAACAGAAUUGACCUUUAAAAGAAAAAAAGUG